Molecule: messenger RNA, 2040 nt
Organism: Paramisgurnus dabryanus
Lineage: Eukaryota; Metazoa; Chordata; Actinopteri; Cypriniformes; Cobitidae
Source: RefSeq, a predicted model, not a curated record
AAUGGGAAUGAAAGAGGAAGUUCAAGGACAAAAUGAAAUGGAGGAUGAAGAUCAGCACCACAAUUUCCAAAGUGAAGAAAAUUAUUUCAUAUGCUCACAAACUGAUGAAGAUUCACCUGAAGAAAGAGCAGAAGACAAAAUCUCUUUUGCAUGCCAUCUUACUGCUGAGACUUUUUCACAAAAAGAACAUUCAAAUGUUCACAUAAAGACUCACACAGGUGAAAUGCCUCAGUGUGAAAAGACAAGAAAAAGGCACCUUAAGGAUUAUUUAGUAGGUCACGCUGGUGAAAGGACCUUUACAUGCCCUCACUGUGAUAAGUGUUUUAAACAACGAAGAAGUCUUAAUAUUCACAUAAAGACUCACAGCGGAGAAAAGCCAUACAGCUGCCCUCAGUGUGAAAAGUGUUUUAAACGACAGGGAACUCUAAAUGUUCACAUAAAGUCUCACACUGAAGGAAGGCCCUACAGCUGCCCUCAUUGUGAAAAGACUUACAGACUUAAAAACCACCUUAAGGAACAUUUAUUUACUCACACUGGUGAGUGGCCCUUCACCUGCCCUCAGUGUAAUAAGGGUUUUUUACGAAAAAGACAACUUAAUGAUCACAUAAAUACUCAUACUGGAGAAAGACCAUACCCCUGUCCUCAAUGUGAAAAUACUUACACAUCUAAACAGCACCUUAGGCAUCAUAUAAUAACUCAUACAAAUGAGAGACCCUUUGCAUGCCCUCAGUGUGAUAAGUGUUUUAAAAGACCGGGACAUCUUAAAGGUCACAUAAAGUCUCACACUGGAGAAAAACCAUACAGCUGCCCUCUGUGUGAUAAGGGAGUUUUACGAAAAAGUACUCUUGAUAUUCACUUAAAGACUCACACUGGGGAAAGGUCAUAUGCCUGUCUUCAGUGUGAAAAGACUUACGUAUGUAAACAACACUUUAGGAAUCAUAUAUUAACUCAUACAAAUGAGACACCAUUUACAUGCCCUCAGUGUGAUAAGGGGUUUUUACGAAAAAUAAAUCUUAAUAUUCACAUAAAGACUCACACUGGAGAAAGGCCAUACGCCUUUCCUCAGUGUGAAAAGACUUACAAAUGUAAAAAGUCUCUGAUGAAACACAAAAUAAUUCACACUAUUAACAAGCCUUUCUCUUGCCUUCAAUGUGGAAAGAGUUUUAAACAAAAAGGAACUCUUACACUUCACAUGAAGAUUCACAGUGGUGAUGGGCUUUACACCUGUCCUCAUUGUGGAAAGAGUUUUACAAAAAAAGGAAAUUUAGAGGCUCACAUAAGAGUUCACACUGAAGAGAAACCUUUCAGGUGCCCGCAGUGUGACAAGAGUUUUAGACAACGUGGAGCUCUUCAGGGUCACAUACGAAUUCAUACAGGUGAGAAGCCUUUCUCGUGCCAUCUGUGUGAUAAGAGUUAUACAUGGGCCCGAAGUCUCAAAGCUCAUCUGAUGUUUCACCAUAAUGGAGAAAACCUCUAAAAGUGUUCACAUUGUGUAAAGAGUUUUAUUGAGUCUUUGAUGCUGCUAAAACACAAGUGACUGUAUACUGGAGAGAAGCUGCACCGCUGUCAUUCAUGUUGGAGAAGUUUCAGACGAUCACAGAGAAAAGCGCUGUCUGUAAAAAGUGAACAAAGAUCAACUUCAGUCUUCAGGUCCAAACACAUGAUGUGAAAUACGGAUAGAUCUUGCAAUUGAAUUACUUCAAAAUAUCUUAAUUUUAAUGCAUUACAUGAAGUGGUGAAAAUUGCUCCUGUAGCUCAUCUUGUCAAGCAUUGUGUUCGCAGUUCAAAAGGUCAUGGGUUCAAUCCUAAGAACACUCAUUCUGAUUAAAUGUAUAGCUUUAAUGUAUUGUUACUUGCUUUUGAUAAAGUGUCAGCCAAAUGCAUUUAAAUGUAAAAAAAAAAAUUCAGGAUUUAUUAUUUUUAUGCUGUAGUAGAUUUGCACUCAUUAAAGGUAAUUUGUUAAAUAAUGGUAACAAUAGUUACCAUGAUUAAUUUUGUUAAUCAUGGAUAUGAUGGAAAGAGAACUAAACAUGUGACUGA